AAAGCGUUCAGUAAGCAACUAGCACAUCUGGUCGCUGAAGAUAGCGGCUCAAGUUGCGCUGGAGCGAGCGGUGGUUUGUCUAUGUAUGACCGUGUAAAAAGAAGAAGUUCGGCUGCUAAUAAGGAUGAUGGCACGAAGAAAUCGGCAGCUCUGCAGCGUUUGAGGGACAAGAACAAUGAGAAGAAGAAUCAAAAACGUAUUCGUGUUCAACUGGAUUCUUCUGAUGAAGAGGAUGACGCUCAGAGUUCCACAAGGAAACUAAUCGAUUCCGAAGUGGAUGACUCAUCAGAAGAAGAGGAAGAAGUAAGAAUAGAAAAGGCUGAAAAUGCGGAUAGCAGCGAUGAAGAGGAUACCCGUAAAAAGGGGGAUUCUUCCACAGACGAUUCCGAAGAGUCGGAUGCUGCAACUCGAAAACAACACAGAAAGAUAAAGAAGAGAGCUUCAGACAAAAGUCUAAAACACAACAAAAAUAUUAAUAUGGAUGAUGUAUUUGGCGCUGAUAGCACUGACACAGAGAAACCCCAAACAGAAGAGAGGGAUAAGAAACGUAAAAAGGUGAAAAAGGAGUCUUCUGAUGAAAAUGAAGCGCCGAAAAAGAAGAUGAUGAAGUCGGAAAAACUGGACUUUGAGUCGAUUUUUGGUCCGGAAAAGCCACAGAAGAGUUCUAAAAAUGAGAAAGAUCGAAAAGAAAAACAACAGCAACGAACUGAAUCUGAGAAGAAAAAGGAGAAAGAUAGGAAAGAACUUGUGAAGAGAAAACUAGAUGAACAGGGUAAGUUAGGUAAAUUGUAUUUUUCCACAUAA
Messenger RNA from Strongylus vulgaris, 804 nucleotides. The record is from the annotation of a GenBank genome assembly. Lineage: Eukaryota; Metazoa; Nematoda; Chromadorea; Rhabditida; Strongylidae.